AUGUCUCUCUUCGCCAAGCGCGCCGUCGCCGGCAGCAGCCGUGCCAUCACUACCGCCAACAAGGCCGCCCUCCUCGCCGCCCGCAAUGGAGCUACCCGCGCCUACUCGACGCCCGUCGAGAGCUCCGGUGUCUCGUUCGGCCUGAACGAGGACCAAGAGGCUUACCGCGAUCUCGCCCGCAAGUUCGCUCGCGAGGAGAUCAUUCCUAAUGCGCGCCACCACGACCAGACGAUGGAGUACCCUACCGAGAUCCUCAAGAAGGGCUGGGAAGUAGGACUGCUGAACACGCACAUCCCCGAGGCGUACGGUGGACCCGGUCUCGGGCUCAUGGAGUGUGCGCUGAUCUCUGAGGAGCUCGCGUUCGGCUGCUCGGGCAUUCAAACCGCUAUGGAGGCCAACGGCCUCGCUGAGGCGCCUCUGCUCGUAUCCGCCUCGCACGAGAUCAAGCAAAAGUACCUCGGCCGCAUGACCGAGGAGCCCCUCAUGGCCGCCUACUGUGUCACGGAACCCGGUGCCGGUUCCGACGUGGCCAAUAUCGCCACCAAGGCCGAGAAGCAGGGCGACAAAUGGGUGAUCAACGGCAGCAAGAUGUGGAUCACCAACGGUGGUCAUGCCAACUGGUACUUUGUGCUCGCUAAGACCGACCCUUCCGCCAAGGCGGCCAAGUCGAUGACUGGUUUCGUCGUUGAUGCUGACACGCCCGGUAUUCACGUCGGUAAGAAGGAGAUCAACAUGGGCCAGCGUUGCUCCGACACGCGCCAGAUUACGUUUGAAAACGUGGUGGUGCCGGAGGAGAACGUCCUCGGCAAGCCCGGUGACGGAUUCAAGACUGCCAUGGGAGCGUUUGACAUUACGCGUCCGCUGGUGGCCGCUGGCGCCGUCGGUUUGGCCCAACGCGCCCUGCACGAGGCCGCCAUCUACGCCCAAGACCGCAAGACCAUGGGCAAAGCCAUCAUCGACCACCAGGCCAUCGCCUUCCUCCUCGCCGACAUGCAGAUGAACGUCGAAGCCGCGCGCAACCUCGUCUGGAAGAGCGCCUGGGCCAAGGACCAAGGCCAGCGCAACAGCUUCUGGGCCUCCAUGGCCAAGUGCCGCGCCGGCGAAGCUGCCAACCAGAACGCCGACGGCGCUGUGCAGAUCUUCGGUGGUCUGGGCUUCAACACCGAGUCCCCUGUCGAGAAGUUGUACAGAGACGCUAGGAUCUUCCGCCUCUACGAGGGCACCGACCAGAUCCAGAGGCUCAUCAUCAGCAGGCAUAUCAAGGAGUUGUGGGCCCAGUAA
Kalmanozyma brasiliensis GHG001 is the source of this 1281-nucleotide messenger RNA. RefSeq names its product Acyl-CoA dehydrogenase/oxidase C-terminal. Bases 1 to 1281 code for a protein of 426 amino acids. The transcript has a single exon. NCBI's taxonomy places the organism in Eukaryota, Fungi, Basidiomycota, Ustilaginomycetes, Ustilaginales. Gene Ontology annotation, molecular function: flavin adenine dinucleotide binding; medium-chain fatty acyl-CoA dehydrogenase activity. Gene Ontology annotation, biological process: medium-chain fatty acid catabolic process; fatty acid beta-oxidation. The record is from RefSeq and is a predicted model, not a curated record. Gene Ontology annotation, cellular component: mitochondrion.